Messenger RNA from Theobroma cacao (cacao), 1423 nucleotides. RefSeq names its product Metallo-hydrolase/oxidoreductase superfamily protein. NCBI's taxonomy places the organism in Eukaryota, Viridiplantae, Streptophyta, Magnoliopsida, Malvales, Malvaceae. The record is from RefSeq and is a predicted model, not a curated record.
UUAUGCUUCGUCGUCUUCAGUCCACCAACUUUCUCUUAACCAAAACUCCUACCAGAAAAGGGGCUUUUUUCACUUGUAGAAGCACAUUUUCUAUUAAUAUUUCAUCUUCAAGCUCUAAAAGCAAAGAGUAAAAAGAAGCUUGAAAUAAAAAGUAGAGAAAAAUAAUGGUAGCUUUAUCAAUGGUCCCUUUUCUGGGCACAGUUCGAUACACCCCUUCUUUAACGAGUUUGACACCUUACAAGCGCAAAAUAUCAAUACAAAACACUCCAAUUUCAUUUCCAAGAAAUGGGUUCUUCCCAAUCAGGAGGUUUCUUCAAGCUUGCCUUCAAUCUAGUUUUGCUAGUGAGGAUGCUGGAGCAAAGUUACCCGCAGAACAAUCGGAGAUCAUUUUUAUGGGGACAGGAACUAGUGAAGGCAUUCCUCGUGUCAGCUGCCUAACUGAUCCUGUAAAGAAGUGCCCGGUUUGCACCAAAGCUGCAGAGCUGGGUAACAAAAACAGGAGACUUAAUACAAGCAUUCUUAUUCGUUACUCUAAGCCUUCUGGAAGUUGCAACAUUCUAAUAGAUGCUGGCAAGUUCUUCUACCACAGUGCUCUUCGAUGGUUUCCGGCAUUUGGGAUAAGAACAAUUGAUGCGGUUAUAAUUACUCAUUCUCAUGCUGAUGCAAUUGGAGGUCUUGAUGAUCUACGUGAUUGGACAAACAAUGUGCAGCCACACAUCCCAAUUUAUGUUGCAAAUCGUGAUUUUGAGGUGAUGAAGAAGACUCAUUAUUAUUUGGUAGACACAAGUGUGAUUGUACCUGGUGCUGCUGUCUCAGAGCUGCAAUUUAAUAUCAUACAUGAAGAACCUUUCAUUGUGCAUGAUUUACAGGUUACCCCUUUACCAGUGUGGCAUGGUCGUGGUUAUCGUUCUCUUGGUUUUCGAUUUGGUAAUAUUUGUUACAUUAGUGAUGUCAGUGAGAUACCUGAAGAAACUUAUCCUCUUCUGGAGAAUUGUGAAAUCCUCAUUCUGGAUGCUUUGAGGCCUGAUCGUUCUUCUUCAACGCAUUUUGGACUUCCAAGGGCUUUAGAGGAAGUGCGGAAGAUAAAGCCUAAGAGAACACUCUUUACUGGCAUGAUGCAUCUGAUGGAUCAUGAAAUAGUGAACGACUACCUCAUAAAAUUGAUGGAAUCCGAGGGUCUUGAUGUACAAUUGAGCUAUGAUGGAUUGCGUGUACCGAUAACACUCUAGCGUCAUGUUAACUUUCAAAUGAGCAUUCUUUUCUCUGUGAAAACUUCCUAUACCAUGAUUUGGAGCAAUGAAUUCAAUUGUAUUCAAUGAGAUAACAUGAUCUAAAUUGGGCAUUGUACAUUACCCCCAUAUAGUUCUUUUUGAAUACCUUCACCAUUGAAAGAAUCAAGAUAUGCUAAUCAUUUUGAUCUUGA